AGUUUAAUUUUGACAUUAAGAUAAAGAUAAAAAUAUUAUGAGAAGUCUGUCUUUAUAUAGGUUAAUUUAAUUUUUAUGAAGAAUUUGAAUUUUAUAAGUUGUUUUUCUACAAUGUCAUUAUAUUAUAAAUUGUUUCCCAAUAAACUAGGCAAAAUAGUUAGAGGAAUUGAUCUAUCAACUGAAAAUCGGCCUGAAGUUAUCAAACAAAUAAAAGAAGAUGUAACUGCUCACAGAAUUCUGAUUUUUAAAGACCAAGGAAUUGUGAGUGGUAACAGACAUGUUGAAAUUAGUGAGUGGUUUGGCGAACUUGAGUCAACUUUCUAUAAACAUCCCAAAUCACCACACCCUGAUGUCUUCAGAGUUUCGAAUGAUAAAACUGAGGGUUGUACAGGUGUAGGGAGAACCGGCUGGCAUAUCGAUGGUUCAUUUCAACCAGCGCCCUUCUCAUACUCCUUGUAUCACAUGGUCAGUGUUCCAAAGAGAGGGGCCACUGCAUUUGCGCCACUUACCGAAAUAGUGGAGAGUCUACCAAAAGAAACAUUCAAUAAAUGGGACAGACUUUGGAUGAUGAGUGACAGACGCUCAGGUCCUGUUCAUCCUUUGAUCUACACGCAUCCGAGGAGUGGAAAGAAGGUGCUUUGCUUUCAUUUAGGAAUGACUCAUAAUUACGUUUUCGAUUUCGGCUCACCCAAUGAACGAGAAGCAACGGCUUCAGAGUUUAAAGAAAUAAGCAAAGAAAUUCAUCAUGAAUUUGUGAAGGAUGAUGGAAAGAUCCAAUACAUUCAUCAAUGGGAACCAGGGGAUUUCAUCAUAUCUGACAACUUGGCUGUCGCUCACGAAGCAACUCCAGACACGCAGAUUCCAAGAUCUGAAGUUGGACUUCGAGUUCUACACAGAACCACAAUCAAAGGCACUGUGCCUCCAUCCAAAUGAAGUAUCCGAUAAUAAUUACUGAUUCUACAUUCAACUAACGAGGUUCUAGAGUAAUGACCAGCCACUGCACUGAAACUUCUGGUCAUUCGAACGUCUUUCCUUCCUUAGAGGCUUGAUUCAUUUUAUGAAGUCAUUUCAUAACGGUAUUUUAUCAUUGUCUGUGAUUAAAUAUUAUUGAAUAAAUUCCAUUCCAAAAC
Messenger RNA from Nilaparvata lugens (brown planthopper), 1130 nucleotides. Its product is annotated as putative dioxygenase Mb0100. Gene Ontology annotation, molecular function: oxidoreductase activity. The record is from RefSeq and is a predicted model, not a curated record. The transcript has 5 exons. Lineage: Eukaryota; Metazoa; Arthropoda; Insecta; Hemiptera; Delphacidae. Bases 76 to 933 code for a protein of 285 amino acids.